AUGCCAAUCACAGCUGUCAAUACUUCAGCAUACACACACAUUCACUAUGCAUUUGCUACUCUGAAUGCCGACUACUCGAUCAACAUCACAAACAUACAAGAUCAAAUGGCUGAUUUUGUUACUCUCAGUGGUGUCAAGCGUAUUAUCUCUAUUGGUGGAUGGGAUUUCUCCACCAGCCCAGACACAUACAUGAUCUUCCGUGAUGCGAUGCAGCCCGCUAAUCGAGCAACCUUGGUCUCUAAUGUCGUGGAUUUCUUGAACGAAUACGACAUUGACGGGGUUGACUGGGAUUGGGAGUAUCCAGGCGAGCCAGAUAGCUUUACAUUCCCGACUAUUAUUGAAAUCCCACCUGCGUCUCCAUUCCCGCUUGUUAUCACCCCUUAUUACUCUGCUCCUGUGACAGACAUCUUUGGGGGCUCAACAACAGUGAUUGGUGGCACAACGUUGUCUCCUGUCACUACCACAAUUACGCCUCAUCCUUAUCCCACAACUGUUGUCUCAACCACGGACCCAGGUUUAAACACGAAACCAACAUCAUGGACAUCAGGCAAAACUAUCAACCCCAGUGCAACCGGCACUUCAGAUCGUGGCUCGUCAUGCUGGCCUUUCUGUGAUCCAAACUGCCCCUUGUGCCCCCCCGGCCUCGGUACCGAUAGCAGCGGUGGCGGCGGCGGCAGCGGCGGCGGAGGAGAUGGUGGAGAUGGCAGCAGCUCUGCUAGCGAUUCGACCACAUCAACUUCCACCUCGAUCUCAACGGAUUCGAGCACGGAAACAGUUGCUGGCGGGGCUGGAUUUACCGGAUGUAGCUUUCCCACUACAACAGACGAUAGUAGUGACCUUGAUGCCCUAAGCUCCUCCUUAAGCUCUAUCUGGUACUCUGAGGUUGCUACUACGACGACAUCGAUGUCGACUUCCAUGUCAAGUACAACUACCUCGGGACCUACCAGCACUACAAGCGAGAGCUCCACUAUCACAGCUCCACCCGCAACUACGCUGGGCGUGGAAGGGUACGCAGUUCUGGAUGAAUUUCCAUUUGGUGGCGCCUUUGUUAACUACUGGGGUGCUAUCGAUUACACGCUGCCUAACCCAGGAAAAUGGAAGUGUGACAAAAUCGAGGAGUACACCAUGAGCAUGCCCGGGAAAGAUGGUCUGAAUUCUUACCCUGCAACGUGGUCAUUCACGGCUGCGAUCCACGGUUACACCUCCUGUGUUUACUCGAACCCAGCAGCCCCCAAGGCCACGGAAGGAACCUUGACUUGCCCAGAUCUGCCUUCAAAGGUGAGCUGUCCGGUUGUUACUACCACAGGCGGCUGUGUGGACAGUGGUGAUGAUUUGAUUAGCUACAUUGCGAAGUUCUACUGUCUUCUCGACUGA
This is a messenger RNA of Monascus purpureus, 1374 nucleotides long. NCBI's taxonomy places the organism in Eukaryota, Fungi, Ascomycota, Eurotiomycetes, Eurotiales, Aspergillaceae. The record is from the annotation of a GenBank genome assembly.